Musa acuminata subsp. malaccensis (wild Malaysian banana) is the source of this 1655-nucleotide messenger RNA. Lineage: Eukaryota; Viridiplantae; Streptophyta; Magnoliopsida; Zingiberales; Musaceae. The record is from RefSeq and is a predicted model, not a curated record.
AGCCGAGCAUCCUCACGCAUACCCCACCGUCUCCCCAAAAUAAAGAACCCCCGAAUCGUCGCGUGCACGUCAAAGGGUUCGGCUUCGUCCUCACUUCGAGUUCUCCUCUCUCCUCCCUCGGCGAAACCCUAGCCUUCCGCUCCGCCCGGCCGACACUCGCCCACCGGGAGCUACGGAUUUGUCUCGCGAGUUCGCUCUGCGCGAUCUUUCUUCUUUCUAGGGUUUUCGCCCUUGCUUUCUCCGAGUUAAACGGGUAUUUUUCCACCGUUCUACAAGUUGAUACAGGAGAUUUGUUUUAAUGGAUAAAGAUUCAAGUGCCGCAGCAGAAUCGGCUCUUUCUUGUUCUCGUUGUGGCAAACCCGCUUAUCUUCAAUGCCCCAAAUGUGCAGAGCUAAAGCUACCUCGAGAAGGUGCUGCAUUCUGCACGCAGGAUUGCUUUAAAGCUUCUUGGAGCUCUCACAAGUCAGUGCACCUCAAAUCAAAGUUAGCAAAUGUUCAAUCUGAACAAACUCAAGAUGGUUGGCUAUAUUGCUUGAGGAAGGGCCAGACUCGAACAUCUGAACUUCCCUAUUUUGAUUGGACGGGAGCAUUAAGGCCAUACCCAAUAUCCCAGCGGCGUUUGGUACCGGAGGGACUUGAGAAACCUGAUUGGGCUGUUGAUGGUAUCCCAAAGAUUGAGCCUAACAGUGACUUGCAGAAUAUUGUGGAGAUCAAGACACCAGAGCAAAUCGAGCGAAUGAGAGAAACAUGCCGAAUUGCUAGGGAGGUUUUGGAUGCAGCUGCUCGUGUCAUCCGACCAGGAAUUACGACGGAUGAAAUUGAUGAAGUGGUUCAUCAGGCAACAAUUGCUGCUGGUGGAUACCCAUCUCCAUUAAACUAUCAUUUUUUUCCGAAGUCUUGCUGCACGUCUGUCAAUGAAGUCAUCUGCCAUGGAAUCCCAGAUGCAAGGAAACUUGUAGAUGGUGACAUUGUUAAUGUUGAUGUCACUGUAUAUUAUAAAGGUGUCCAUGGUGAUCUAAAUGAAACUUUUUUUGUUGGGGAGGUGGAUGAAGCUUCCCAGCAGCUUGUUCGUUGCACAUAUGAGUGCUUGGAGAAAGCUAUUUCUAUAGUUAAACCUGGGGUUCGAUUCCGUGAGGUUGGUGAAGUUAUUAAUCGUCAUGCAACAAUGUCAGGGCUUUCUGUGGUGAAAUCAUAUUGUGGGCAUGGUAUUGGCGAGUUGUUUCACUGCGCCCCAAAUAUUCCUCAUUAUGGAAGAAAUAAAGCAGUCGGUAUAAUGAAGGCUGGACAGACUUUUACUAUAGAACCAAUGAUAAAUGCAGGAGUAUGGCGUGAUCGUCUAUGGCCAGAUGGAUGGACUGCGGUUACUGCAGAUGGUAAACGUAGUGCUCAAUUUGAGCACACACUUUUGGUAACAGAGACGGGGGUGGAAGUUUUAACAGCACGGUUGCCCUCAUCACCCAAGGUCUUUCCUUGGUUAAACUUUUAAUUAUGUUCGUUUUGUUCUGCAUUCAGCAGCUUUUCCUGGCAUCAGUCAAGAAAUUUGUUCAAUUUAGUGAAUUAUGCUGAAUUUAUACAAUUGUAUCAAAUGACAAAUAUGUGCCCCUUUACAAAUUUAACGUUUGUAUCAUUUUUGUGCUGAAACAUCUAUUACACCA